AUGGCCAAAGUAGCCUUGAUCACUGGUGCCAAUGGCAUUACUGGUUCCGCUAUUAUGGACCACCUGACCCAAUAUACCAAGAGCGAUGAAUGGUCUCGCAUUGUUCUUUCAUCUCGCUCGCCGUUGACCUUGAAUGUCACAGAUCCUAGGGUCGAAUUCAUCGCCCUGGACUUCACCAAGUCCCCCGAGGAGCUGGUGAAUGAGAUGAAGGAUGUCUGCGCCGACGUUACUCAUGCCUAUUUCUGUUCCUAUGUCCACAAGGACGACUUCAAGGAGUUGAACAAGGCCAACAAGUCACUUUUCGAGAAUUUCCUCGAAGCCCUUCUGUCCGUCGCAGGAAAUCUCCAAAACUGUACACUUCAGACUGGCGGAAAGUACUACAAUGUCCACAUCCAACCCGUACCGUCACCAGCUUCUGAGGAUCAUGCUCGCCUUGUGGCCCCGGAUGAGAAUUUCUACUACCACCAGGAAGACUUCCUAGCCAACAAACAGCGCGGAAAUUCGUGGACAUGGAACGUCAUUCGCCCUGAGGCUAUUUUCGGCUACUCUAUCAAACCCAACGGAAUGAACGAGGCUUUGACCUUGGCACUGUACUUCCUCAUUUGUAAGGAGUGCGGUGAAGAGGCCAAGAUGCCCACGAACUGGAACUUCUGGAAUGGCACCGACGAUAUCUCUGACGCGCGACUCAUCGCAGACCUCUCAAUCUUCGCUUCAACCAAGCCACACUACGCAAAUGAGGCCUUUAACGUGGUAAAUGGAGAUCAUAUCUGUUGGCGCUACAUGUGGCCACGUCUAGCCAACUUCUUCGGCGCCAAAGCCUCAUCCGAUCAGACCUCCCCGAAGACAGUUUUGGAGCGCACGAGAUCUUUGUCACUUCAAAUUUCCACCUGA
Messenger RNA from Penicillium odoratum, 891 nucleotides. RefSeq names its product SDR family oxidoreductase. The record is from RefSeq and is a predicted model, not a curated record. NCBI's taxonomy places the organism in Eukaryota, Fungi, Ascomycota, Eurotiomycetes, Eurotiales, Aspergillaceae. The transcript has a single exon. The coding region runs from base 1 to 891 and encodes 296 amino acids.